AUGGAAGGGAAGCUUUUCGUGGGCCGAUAUUUGAUAUGGGUGGUAUUAUUGUUGGGGCUGCAGCUACAUGGAUGCAAAAGCUGUAUUCAGAAAGAAAGGAAUGCUUUAUUGGAGAUCAAGGAGUUCCUGGUAUCAAGGAGUGCAGCAGGGUACACUCACUAUGUUUUCCCUACCUGGACUAAUGACACGAAGAGCGAUUGUUGCCAGUGGGAGGGCAUUGAAUGCGAUCGUACAACCACGCGGGUUGUCGGGCUUUCCAUGAGUUUUAUGGUCUUUAAAGAGUAUUCUCUCUUUAAUCUUUCUUUGUUGCAUCCCUUUGAAGAGGUUCAGAGUCUGAGCUUAUCAUCAGGGAACCAAUACAGCGAAUACGAAUACUUUAACCAAUUUAAUGGCUUCUUUGAUGAUGUUAAAGGAUAUAAAAGCUUAAGGACACUAAGAAACCUGAAAAUUUUGGAUCUCUCUUCAAAUAGAUUCAACAACAGCAUCUUCCCUUUUCUUAAUGCCGCUACCUCACUUACAACUCUUUUUCUCCGUUCAAACCUCAUGAAAGGCCCUAUUCCUGCAAAAGAACUAAAAGACUUGACAAACUUGAAACUAUUGGAUCUGAGUCUAAACAGUUUUCAUGGUUCAAUGCCAGACUUGACUCACCUGAAAAAGCUGAAAGCUCUAGAUCUAGGCUGGAAUACAUUUUCUAGCUCAAUGGAAUUGCAAGAACUAAACAAUCUGACUAAGUUGGAAGUCUUGGGUCUUGGUGACAAUGAUUUCGUCGGACCUAUACCGAUAGAAGUUUGUAGAAUGAUAAAUUUGCGGGAGCUCUAUCUUGGUGGAAAUCAUUAUGUAGGCCAGCUUCCUCGUUGUUUAGGUCGCUUGAACAAGCUAAAGGUUCUUGACCUUGCAUCCAACCAGUUUAGUGGAAAUCUACCAUCUAGUUUCAGUAGCCUUGAGUCCCUCGAAUAUCUAUCUUUGUUAGACAACAACUUUACCGGCUUAUUCUCACUCAACCCACUCACCAAUUUCACAAAGCUGGAGGUGUUAAAACUGUCAUCAGCAUCUGAUAUGGUACAAGUAAAGACAGAGAGUAGUUGGAAGCCACAAUUUCAACUAAGUGUUGUUGUACUCCGAUCUUGCGGCUUGGAGAAAAUCCCUUCAUUUCUCGUGUACCAGAAGAACUUGCGUCUAGUUGAUCUAUCUGGCAACAAAUUAUCUGGAGACAUUCCUACUUGGAUAAUGGUGAAUAAUACAAAACUCAAAGUCUUACAGUUUCAGAAAAAUUCAUUCACUACCUUUCAAAUGCCUACAAUAAUGCACAAUUUGAAGCUCUUGGAUUUUUCAGCAAAUGAUAUUAGGCUGUUCCCUAAUAAUAUCAGUCGCGCGGUUCCAAAUCUGAUACAUAUGAAUGGCUCGGAUAAUGGGUUCUCAGGGUAUCUUCCAUUGUCUCUGGAGGAUAUGAAGAACAUUAAAUUCGUGGACCUUUCUUAUAAUAACUUCUCGGGAAUGCUACCGAUGAGCUUUCUUAUGAGCGGUUUUUCACUUAUGUACUUAAAACUGUCCCACAACAAAUUUAGUGGCUAUUUUCUUCCGGAAGGAACUAGCUUCACUUCAAUGGAGGUAUUGAGAUUGGACAACAACUUAUUUACAGGAAAGAUUGGAGUUGGUUUGCUUAGCUCCAACAAUACGUUGCAAGCUCUAGACAUGUCUAACAAUGGUCUCUCAGGUACUGUUCCAAGUUGGAUAUCCGAAAUAUCUAAUUUGCAGUUUUUCUCGGUAUCAAACAAUUUAUUAGAAGGUACAAUACCACAUUCCUUGAUGAACAUGGUCUCACUUCUGUUUAUGGACAUCUCUAGAAACUUAUUGUCUGGGUCCUUACCGUCGCAUUCUCCUAGCUCAAUUUUGUUCCUAGACAACAACAACUUCACAGGGGCAAUUCCGAACACAUUCUUGAAACGUGUCAAGAUACUUGAUCUGCGGAACAAUAAACUCUCUGGAAGUAUCCCACAGUUUGUCGAUACCCAAAGCAUAAGGAUUCUUUUGUUGAGAGGGAACAAUUUAUCAGGAUCUAUUCCAAGACAGUUGUGUGAUUUGAGCAACAUCGACCUUUUAGAUGUUUCAGAUAACAAGCUCAAUGGCUUCAUACCUACAUGUCUCAGUCAUUUAUCAUUUGGAGGAGGAGAGGAAUCUAAGUACAAUUUGGGGACUCCCACCACAGACGUUCUUCAUUUGGAAUUUAAUUACAAAUCCACGUUCAUGGUAGAGCAGCUUGAGGUAUUCUACUUUACUUUUCAAGAAAUUGAGAUCAAAUUUGCUACAAAGCAAAGGUAUGAUUCUUAUUUUGGCGGAUCUGGUUUCGACAAAGGAGUACUUGAUUAUAUGCAUGGGUUGGAUCUAUCAAGCAAUGAACUAAGUGGUGUUAUCCCUGAAGAUCUUGGAAAUCUCUCAAAACUACGAGCGUUGAAUCUAUCUCACAAUUUCUUGUCGAGUUCUAUACCGUCCAGCUUCUCCAAAAUGAAGGAUAUUGAGAGCCUUGAUCUUUCUCAUAACAUGUUGCAAGGAAGCAUCCCUCAGCAACUUACCAGCCUUAAUUUUCUUGCUGUCUUGAAAUUGUCUUAUAACAAUUUAUCUGGUAUCAUUCCCCAAGGAAGGCAUUUUGACACCUUCGACGAGAGCAGCUACUUAGGCAAUCCUUUUCUUUGUGGACCACCGACAGAGAUAAGUUGCGAGGAAAAAAAGAGUACAGAGGGAGCAGGUAAUGGAGGAGAAGGAGACGAAGACGCUGCUAUUGACAUGUUGGUAUUCUAUUAUAGUACUGCUUCAACUUAUGUGACCGCGUUGAUAGGCAUUCUUGCACUUAUGUGCUUUGAUUGUCCUUGGCGUCAAGCAUGGCUCCGCAUAGUUGAUGCGUCCAUUGCCUCAGCGAAAAGUAUGUUUUCUUGAAGUCA
Molecule: messenger RNA, 2936 nt
Organism: Capsella rubella
Lineage: Eukaryota; Viridiplantae; Streptophyta; Magnoliopsida; Brassicales; Brassicaceae
Product: LRR receptor-like serine/threonine-protein kinase GSO1
Exons: 6
Coding region: 1-2931 (976 amino acids)
Molecular function (GO): protein binding
Source: RefSeq, a predicted model, not a curated record